AAGUCGAACAUUGUAUAUUAUAGUAGAAAGCAUUUCCAUUCAUUAAAUGUGCAAAUGAUUUGUGAUAGUGAUUGUCGUAUUUUAAACGUAAAUGCGAAAUACGGAGGAGCCACCCACGACGCUUUUAUUUGGGAAAAGAUAGCUUCGACUAACUGUAUUAAUAUACAGAGCAGUUCGAUGGCAAGGACCAGGGUAGCUAUUGAAAAUACUUUUGGGCGACUAAAAAACCGAUGGCGUUGUUUGUGUAAGGAUCGCACAUUACACUAUGCUCCAGUAAAAUGUGCAAAAAUCAUAACAGCAUGCUGUGUAUUGCACAACUUAGCCAUUGAGUUCAACAUACCUGAACCAGAACCAGCAGAGAUUGAAAACCCCAAUUUGGCUAUGACAAUAUCUGAACAUAUUUUUCAAGAGAAUACUAUAGGAGAUGGGUUAAUUAGGGGUAGAGCUAUAAGAAGUAUUUUAGUGGAUAAAAUUAAUAGACUUCAUACAUAAUUUUACUUUUGUUUAUUA
Molecule: messenger RNA, 510 nt
Organism: Bombyx mandarina (wild silkworm)
Lineage: Eukaryota; Metazoa; Arthropoda; Insecta; Lepidoptera; Bombycidae
Product: putative nuclease HARBI1
Source: RefSeq, a predicted model, not a curated record